AUGGUCCCCGGCACCCCUCCCGGACACUGGUCCAGUUUCGCUCUCCAGGGCCGAGUGUUUCAAUCUCGUCUGCAAGGUGCAUACUUGGGCCACUUGACAGAGGAAAAUAUAGAAUAA
This is a messenger RNA of Aspergillus nidulans FGSC A4, 117 nucleotides long. RefSeq lists its product as uncharacterized. The record is from RefSeq and is a predicted model, not a curated record. The transcript is spliced from 3 exons. Lineage: Eukaryota; Fungi; Ascomycota; Eurotiomycetes; Eurotiales; Aspergillaceae. Bases 1 to 117 code for a protein of 38 amino acids.